Molecule: messenger RNA, 623 nt
Organism: Salvia splendens (bonfire salvia)
Lineage: Eukaryota; Viridiplantae; Streptophyta; Magnoliopsida; Lamiales; Lamiaceae
Product: gamma-glutamyl hydrolase 1-like
Exons: 4
Coding region: 37-492 (151 amino acids)
Biological process (GO): tetrahydrofolylpolyglutamate metabolic process
Cellular component (GO): vacuole
Molecular function (GO): gamma-glutamyl-peptidase activity
Source: RefSeq, a predicted model, not a curated record
UCUUUUUUGCAUUCCUUGUGCUUACCAAGCACAAGAAUGUCAUUCCAUUCUCACCUUCAUUCCAUUCUCACCUUCAUUCCAUUCUCAUCUCCAUUCUAUUCCCUCCUUAUUCCAUUUCAUCAUACCAAGAAGCCCCUAAAUGACUUUGUAUUUAUGCCACAGAAACUGAGUUUGGUUAAUGGAGUGAUCUUCACAGGAGGCGUGGCCAAUAGACCUCCUUAUAUUGACGCUGUUAAAAAAAUUUAUAAGGAAAUCUUGAGAACGAAUGAUGAUGAUGGACACCAUGUCCCCCUGCUUGCUAUCUGCUUAGGGUUUCAACUGCUUAUCGCGAUUGUGAAUGAGGAGCAUUCAAUGAAAAUCGAGAGAUUUGAUGCAGAAAAGCAUCCUUCGACAUUGCAAUUGGAGAACAUAGACUCUAGUGGAACUGUAUUUGAUGGUGCAGGCACAGAGUUAUCCAGUGAUCGGUUUGCAAUUUCACCCAGAGGUGUAUAAUCUAUUAAACAAAUCAAGCUUUAUAGUCUUCUUCUAUAUCAUCAUGGUGGGCCGUUUCCAAAAUAUUGUCAUUUCAAAGCUAAUCACCGUACUUAAGUAAUGGAGGUGAAAAGUUUAUUUUCACAUGAAUG